AUGGCUAAUGCUAUUUUUCAGUCAGCUACUGAUGCUCCAACAUUUGGUUCAUCACCUCGAGGCCGCUCAUUAUCGAUAACAGCCUUUCCACCUCGUUCAAAAUCAUUUUCCGUAAAGAAUCCCGCAUUCCAUCAAACCGGUUUGAAUGAAGCUCUUGCAGAAGCUCGUAAAAGUCUUGACGAAGGUGGUAUGCCAAUUGGUACAAUUCUUGUUCAUCAUGUUCAAGGAAUUGUUGGUCGAGGUCAUAGUCAACGUAUACAAAGUGAUUGUGUUAUUCAUCAUGCGGAAAUGAUUUGUCUACAAAAUGUUGGACGAAAACCAGCAUCAUUCUAUCGUGAUUGCACAUUAUAUACUACAUUGUCACCUUGUUCUAUGUGUAGUGGUGCCAUUAUAUUCUACGGAAUACCAUCGGUGGUGAUCGGCGACAAUAAAACAAUUAGAGGUGCAGAAGAUUAUUUGAAACAAAACGGUAUCGAGGUUGAAAAUAUGAAUUCCGAUGAAUGUGAAUCUUUGAUGAAAAACUUUAUCGAUACACAUCCAGAUAUAUGGCAGGAGGAUAAUCCGCAACUGAUAGUUACAGUAUCCCAAAAUAGACGAAAAAGCACUAAGACACAUUUGUAA
Messenger RNA from Didymodactylos carnosus, 621 nucleotides. Lineage: Eukaryota; Metazoa; Rotifera; Eurotatoria; Philodinida; Philodinidae. The record is from the annotation of a GenBank genome assembly.